AUGCCACGCUGCUUGGCGCGCCGCGCGGCGCUCACACCGCUUCCUGCUGGUCCACGCUCCGCCUCUCUCUCCCUCGUUCGCGCUCCUGCUCGCACAGAGAUACCCACAAACAUGCUCACUUUGCGCACACUGGCCGUCGCAGCCGCCUCUGCGACCCUUGCUCUGGCACAGCUGCCAGGCGGUGACGAGUCCGGCAUGCUUGCCGACUUCCCUCAGCAGUGUAUGAGCAUCUGCACGCCUUUUGAAACGAGCACCCAGACCUGUACCAGCGGUCUGGGAGAGGGCGAUGCGGCCGAAACGCAAGCGUUCGCCUGCCUCUGCACCCAAGCUGUUGCCAGCCAGCUCGAGGAUUGCGGCAACUGCAUCGCGACCAAAUCGGCGGUCGACCUCUCCACCUCCGAAUCUUUCGCCACGGUCCAGCAACUCGCCGUCUCGUUCGCUCGUGGAUGCAACAUGUCGGUCGAGAUUCAGGGAACAAACCCGCAGGUGUCGUCGGUCCUCGCCAACGCCGGUCAAGGAGCGCCAACUGCGGCGUGGAGCGUUGUGCAGACGGCUCUUCCGACCGACGCGCCCCCCACAGCAGCAGAGACAUCCGCUGCGACGUCAAAGGCGGUCGGUGGUGCCGCUUCGCCAGCUUCGCUCGUCGACGCGGCGUCGGGCACAUCCUCCUCUUCGGCCUCCUCCGCUUCAGCGACGCAGGCGGCGCACGACAAUGCGGCUGGGUCGAGCGUCAACAUGAUGUCGUUGGCGAUGAUGGGCGGCCACACACGGAAAGUCGCCUGGCAACUCUCCCGCGACCCUGCUCAAGCCUCCGUCAUGUCGACGCCCGACAGGAUCGCCCAGACGGGCAAGCUCGCGGACCGCAUCGCCAAACUCGGGCUUGGGACUCCCCCCACCUCUUUAUCUCCCGGCUCACCAGGCGGCGACGGGAAGUCUGUACAGACAGGCGCGCGCGUGAGGGUCUCCGACAAGAUUUCUCGCUUCCAGCAGAACGCGGAGCAGAAACCCCUCUUGCCCGAGGGAGGGUCGUUUGGCUUUGCGCCCGCGAAACCUCGCCAAAGUGCUGGAGGGAGUCGUUUUGCGGACGAGGACAAGCCCAGAGUGGCGAGUCUGGGAGGUGGAAGGGCUGCGGUGCCGCUGAAUGUCGUCAAGCCUAGGAGCUCGAGUGCGGGAGGCAGCCCGUCGACGAGGAGCGAGGCGGGAAGCAGUAAUGGCGGUUCGAGGCCUGCGAGUCGGGCAAUGAGCCGCGAGGGCUCUACGGCAGGACAUGGAGAGGAGAUUGUGAGGGCAGCGACGCCGCAGGGCGAGCCGACGCCUGUCGCUUCACCCUCAGACUCGACCGUCUCUUUCGUCGAAGUGGGUCGGGGCGACCAGCUCGGAGCGGUUCCGUCGGGCGCACGCACGCCAGGCGCCAUGUCCGUCUCGUCCAUGCGCGUCGAGACGGGUAGCAUCGCGAGCGAAGGCGGACGAAGCGUGACGGACCUCGAUGUCGUCGCUCUCAGCGUCGAAAACUCGCCCCUCUCGUCGCCUAUCAUUGCGGCCGUAGUCAUACCUGCACCUUCGAACGGCUCCCUCACUCCACUCGAAGCCACCACGCCGUCUGCGACGCUCCCGCCCAAGGGGCCCGUCGAGACGCUCCGGUCAAGCUCUCGCGCCGGCUCCGUCUCGUCCAACACCUCGUCGCUGAUGAUACAGGCAGCUUCGACGGACGACGAGGCAGAAGGCUCAGCCGUUUCAGUCGACGGCAGCACUGGCACGCCAACAAGGGAAGUCGUCGGACUCGGGUUCGAGGGCGCGAACAACUCAACGCAGGAUAUGUCCCGCGAAGAGUACGAGGCGAGUGAGGCUGAGCGUGCGGCGCGGGUCAAGGAGGAGUUGGAGCAGUACGAGCGCGAUGCGCGGGACCCCCCUGCACCGGGACCGUAUCAGGACGAGCCGGUCUCGAGCGGAGGAGACGAUGGCGAGCCGAAGGAACCGCCGAUCUUGAUGGACGACAUGGUGGAGAGGCCGGAGACGCCGCGUGCGAAGGGCAGCGGGUCGCCAAUUCCCGGCGUCAAGUGCUCGGACUGCGGCGCCGAAGUCGAGCUCGUUGACCUCGCUGACCACACCUGCGCACCCGCCAGCCGCUCUCGGCCGACCCCGACUUCGCCUCCUCAGACGGAGGAACCGCCUCUCCCGCCCGUCCCUGUCGCCGUCGCAGCCCAUCGUCCCGAACCUGACGUCCCCGAAGAACCGCUCGACGACCCGCCCCUGGACCUCUUGUCCGUUUCGCGCCGCUCUUCGCAGAAGUCGAAGAAGCAGUCGGUCGAUACAGUCGACAAGCUCGACGCGUUCGUGCCCCAGACGGAGGACCUCGUACCUGAAGAUGUUCUCGACAUGUACGGCGGCGACGAUGACGAGCCCGAGGCGACUGACGACAGGGCGCCUCCAGCCCUCCCCCAGGACAUGCCAAGCGAUGAGCUUGACGACCUCGUCCCGUCUGCCCCUUCCGUCCCAUCCACCGCCUCCUCCAACAUGACCCGAUCCGCAUCGUCGCCGGCGAACCCGCCCUCCACCCUGCGUGCCCGUCAGGCCGACUCGAAAAAUCGCUCGCAAUCCGUCUACGACCCGCCUCUUCCUGGCCGCUACUACACUUCUGAAGACGAGGACGAUGGCGAGCCUGGCAGCGUCACCAUCGUCAGCAAUUCGUCGGCCCGGUCGUAG
Messenger RNA from Rhodotorula toruloides NP11, 2703 nucleotides. RefSeq lists its product as uncharacterized. The record is from RefSeq and is a predicted model, not a curated record. The transcript is spliced from 6 exons. Bases 1 to 2703 code for a protein of 900 amino acids. NCBI's taxonomy places the organism in Eukaryota, Fungi, Basidiomycota, Microbotryomycetes, Sporidiobolales, Sporidiobolaceae.